AUGGGAGGUGUGUUUUCUACGGGCGCCACUAGUCUCGAUUCUUUACAAGUCUUACGCGAAUUAGAAAAAACAAGAAUAGAAAGAGAAUUGGCUUUGCUAGAAAUUACGCGACAACGGCAGUAUAUGUAUGAGUUAGCAAACGAACGCGAGCAGUUGAAUUGGUUGGGUUCAGGAGGUUUAGUUACAUCGGUGUUGUCAGUCUUAUCAUCAUAUCAUCACAAAAACCUUAUUCACUUGUUACCUAUUGUACCGAUAGCGACAUACCUGGGAUACAAGGCGCACUCAUGCUAUGGAAACAAGCAUUUACUCAUUAACGAAACUGCCCAAUCUUUGAUGAAGUUUCAUGAUGACAUACCUACGGUAACUCCAUUAACUGUUGAGGAUGUUAGGGCAAAAAUCAAGGAACUUAGGGAAAUGAAGUACGAAAAUGAUUUAUAA
Molecule: messenger RNA, 438 nt
Organism: Auanema sp. JU1783
Lineage: Eukaryota; Metazoa; Nematoda; Chromadorea; Rhabditida; Rhabditidae
Source: the annotation of a GenBank genome assembly